Knipowitschia caucasica is the source of this 1368-nucleotide messenger RNA. The record is from the annotation of a GenBank genome assembly. NCBI's taxonomy places the organism in Eukaryota, Metazoa, Chordata, Actinopteri, Gobiiformes, Gobiidae.
AUGCUCCCGCCUGAUGAAGAGCUGACAGCAGAGCCUUCCUCCGGGACCACAGAGAUGAGUGUGGGCCAGAGCUGGCUCCGGUCCCCGUCUCUGGGGGCCCCUGUGUUCUGGACAUUGUUGCAGCUGGUGAUGGGUCUCACAGGUGUGAUGUCAGGCCUGUCCGCUCCAGAGGGGGGGUUGCAGUUGUCCGCUCCAGAGGGGGGGUUGGAGUUGUCCGCUCCAGAGUCCGUCAUCCUGCAGCAGCAGCAGCAGGACACGGUCCAGAUCAGCAGCAGUGCUCCUCUGAAUGAGACCGUGCUCCUGCUGCUCAACGUGACGUCCAGCUCCCACAGAAACUGGUCGACUGUGCUGUCCUUGCCCCAAGAGGUGUGGCUGACCGCUGGCAGCACAGGAGGCUCCUUUAACGUGACUGCACUGGCCGUGGGACAGAUCACUGCUUUCUUCACCUCCAACCACUCAGACCUGAGCGUGUCUCUGCGGAUCCGCUUCCAGGUGAUCCACAGCAGAGUGUUGGAUAUUCUCAGCGAGGUGAUUGGCUGGAUCUACUUCCUGGUCUGGUCGGUGUCCUUCUACCCACAGGCCUGGGAGAACUGGAGGAGGAAGAGUGUGGUGGGGUUCAACUUGGACUUCUUGGCCUUGAACCUGACUGGUUUCAUCGCCUACAGCGUCUUCAACAUCUGCCUCUUCUGGGUGUCCGCUGUGAAGGAGGAGUUCCUGAAGAAGAAUCCAAACGGAGUGAACCCAGUGACGGCCAGUGACGUGUUCUUCAGCCUCCACGCGCUUCUCCUGUGCUGGGUUUACGUGUGCCAGGCCGUGCUGUACCCGAAGGGGGAGCAGAGCGUCUCGAGGCCUGCUCGAGGCCUCUUGCUUGUGGGCUGGACUUUUGCUUUGGUCAGCCUCUUCUUGGCUGUGGCGCGGGUCAUCGGAUGGCUCGAGUACAUCUACUACUUCUCCUACAUCAAACUGGGCGUGACGCUGGUCAAGUACGUGCCUCAGGCCUACAUGAACUAUGCACGCCGCAGCACGGUGGGCUGGAGCAUCGGGAACGUUCUGCUGGACUUUACUGGAGGAAUCCUCAGCAUCCUGCAGAUGGUGCUGCAGUCUUAUAACAAUGAUCAGUGGAUGCUGUUCUUCGGAAACCCCACAAAGUUUGGUCUGGGCCUGUUCUCUGUGCUGUUUGACCUGCUCUUCAUCAGCCAACACUACUGUCUGUACAAGGCACUCCCAGAGGGGACAGAGAGGCUGGAGGAGUCAGAGGAGUCAGAGGAGUCAGAGGAGUCAGAGGAGCCAGAGGAGCCAGAGGAGCCAGUGGGGCCAGAGGAGCCAGUGGGGCCAGUGGGGCCAGUGGGGCCACCACUCCUUCCGUGA